AGAUGGAGCAGAAUGGAGAGAACCAUCUCAAAGAUCCACUCCUCCCCGUGGAUGGGGGCUCCGGUGCUUCUCCUGCCGGGGCGUCACCGCGGAAGGAGAGGAAGACGAGGAAGGUCAUGUUCAAUGUCCGAGGGAUCUCGUGUGCUUCAUGUGCCGUGUCGAUAGAGACGGUGGUGGCAGGCCUCAAGGGAGUCGAGAGCAUCUCGGUUUCGGUGCUUCAGGGCCAAGCCGUUGUCCAGUACAGACCAGAGGAAACCGAUGCAAUAACCAUAAAAGAAGCUAUUGAAGGUCUCAAUUUCGAGGUUGAUGAACUUCAAGAACAGGAAAUUGCUGUGUGCAGACUUCGGAUAAAAGGAAUGGCAUGUACAAGCUGCUCGGAAUCUGUUGAGAGAGCACUUCAGAUGGUACCUGGAGUGAAGAAGGCUGCAGUGGGCCUUGCGCUAGAGGAAGCUAAAGUCCACUUUGAUCCAAAUAUCACAAGCCGUGAUCUCAUAAUUGAGGCUAUUGAAGAUGCUGGAUUUGGAGCUGAUCUCAUUAGUUCUGGGGAUGAUGUGAACAAAGUCCACCUAAAACUUGAGGGUGUGAGUUCCCCUGAAGACAUCAAACUCAUUCAGUCCGUACUGGAAUCUGUAGAAGGGGUGAAUAAUGUUGAGUGCGACACAGUUGGACAGACGAUAAUAGUUGCAUAUGAUCCUGAUGUCACUGGCCCACGAUUACUUAUUCAGUGCAUUCAGGAUGCUGCGCAGCCCCCUAAAUACUUCAGCGCCAGCUUGUACUCACCACCAAAGCAAAGAGAGGCAGAACGCCAUCAUGAAAUCAGGAACUACAGGAAUCAAUUUCUUUGGAGUUGCCUGUUUUCUAUACCUGUAUUCCUGUUCUCCAUGGUUCUUCCAAUGCUUUCUCCUUCUGGGGAUUGGUUGUUUUAUAAAGUCUGCAACAACAUGACGAUAGGCAUGCUAUUGCGGUGGUUGCUGUGUUCUCCGGUCCAGUUCAUAAUUGGUUGGAGAUUUUAUGUUGGAGCUUAUCAUGCACUAAAACGAGGAUACUCGAACAUGGACGUGCUUGUUGCUUUGGGGACAAAUGCUGCAUACUUCUAUUCUGUGUAUAUAGUUCUGAAGGCACUAACAUCAGACUCGUUUGAAGGACAGGAAUUUUUUGAAACUAGUGCUAUGUUGAUAUCUUUUAUUUUGCUUGGGAAAUAUCUGGAGGUGGUGGCAAAAGGAAGGACAUCAGAUGCUUUGUCAAAGUUGACAGAACUUGCACCAGAAACAGCAUGUCUCCUUACUUUGGACAAAGAUGGAAAUGUCAUUUCAGAAACAGAGAUCAGCACCCAGUUACUUCAGAGAAAUGAUGUCAUUAAGAUUGUCCCUGGAGAAAAAGUUCCUGUUGAUGGUGUUGUCAUCAAAGGCCAAAGCCAUGUGAAUGAAAGUAUGAUAACUGGUGAAGCAAGACCCAUUUCGAAGAAACCAGGAGACAAGGUUAUUGGUGGUACUGUAAAUGACAAUGGUUGCAUAAUUGUCAAGGUCACUCAUGUUGGGUCAGAAACGGCUCUGUCACAGAUAGUUCAGUUAGUUGAAGCUGCCCAACUAGCAAGGGCUCCAGUGCAGAAGUUGGCAGACAAAAUUUCACGGUUUUUCGUUCCAACUGUUGUGGUGGCUGCAUUUCUUACAUGGCUUGGCUGGUUCAUAGCUGGGCUAUUCCACAUAUACCCUCGAAAGUGGAUUCCAAAGGCAAUGGAUUGCUUUGAGCUUGCUUUGCAGUUUGGAAUAUCUGUUCUUGUUGUUGCGUGCCCGUGUGCUCUUGGACUGGCUACACCGACUGCUGUUAUGGUUGCGACUGGAAAAGGUGCUUCUCAAGGUGUUCUUAUUAAAGGUGGCAAUGCACUUGAGAAAGCUCACAAGGUUAAAGCUAUCAUAUUUGAUAAAACCGGAACACUGACGAUUGGUAAGCCUUCCGUUGUUCAAACAAAGGUGUUCUCCAAGACGCCACUUCUAGAACUGUGUGAUUUGGCUGCUGGUGCUGAGGCAAACAGUGAGCAUCCUCUAUCAAAGGCUAUUGUUGAGUACACAAAGAAGCUCAGGGAGCAAUAUGGAUCUCACAGUGACCAUAUGAUGGAGUCUAAGGACUUUGAAGUCCAUCCAGGGGCAGGGGUGAGUGCCAACGUUGAAGGCAAGCUGGUGCUGGUUGGAAACAAAAGGCUCAUGCAAGAGUUUGAAGUUCCAGUAACCUCUGACGUGGAGGGAUACAUGUCCGAAACCGAAGAGCUUGCCAGGACCUGUGUGCUUGUAGCCAUCGAUAGAACCAUAUGCGGUGCUCUUUCUGUGUCAGAUCCUCUGAAACCUGAGGCAGGCCGUGCCAUUUCAUACCUUACCUCAAUGGGGAUCUCAAGUAUCAUGGUGACGGGUGACAAUUGGGCUACAGCUAAAUCCAUAGCAAAAGAAGUUGGGAUCAGCACAGUAUUCGCUGAGAUCGAUCCAGUUGGUAAAGCUGAAAAGAUCAAAGACUUGCAGAUGAAAGGGAUGACGGUGGCCAUGGUCGGCGACGGGAUAAACGACUCGCCGGCUCUAGCCGCUGCAGACGUAGGCUUGGCCAUUGGAGCCGGCACCGACGUCGCCAUCGAAGCCGCGGACAUUGUCCUGAUGAGGAGCAGCCUCGAGGACGUGAUCACUGCCAUUGAUCUCUCCAGGAAGACCCUCUCGAGGAUCAGGCUCAACUACGUCUGGGCUCUGGGCUACAACGUGCUGGGCAUGCCGGUCGCCGCCGGCGUCCUCUUCCCGUUCACCGGCAUCCGGCUGCCGCCCUGGCUCGCCGGGGCCUGCAUGGCUGCCUCCUCGGUGAGCGUCGUCUGCUCGUCACUGCUGCUCCAGCUCUACAGGAAGCCAUUGCAGGUCGAGGAGGUAGCUGGACCCAAGAAUGACCCGGACUUGGUGUGAGGAGCUCAAGACUGACGAAGUGUUUGGUCUUGCUGUGUUGACUGAAGUCUGAACUGAACUGAACCAUGACGCAAACGCCUUGUUUGCAUGGCCCCUCCUGACUGAUUUCUGUACAGUAGUCAUGCUUUGGGACUUUUUUUUUUUCUUUCCA
This is a messenger RNA of Oryza brachyantha (malo sina), 3084 nucleotides long. Its product is annotated as copper-transporting ATPase HMA4. The transcript is spliced from 8 exons. The coding region runs from base 3 to 2933 and encodes 976 amino acids. Gene Ontology annotation, cellular component: membrane. The record is from RefSeq and is a predicted model, not a curated record. Gene Ontology annotation, molecular function: ATP binding; ATPase-coupled monoatomic cation transmembrane transporter activity; ATP hydrolysis activity. Gene Ontology annotation, biological process: monoatomic cation transport. NCBI's taxonomy places the organism in Eukaryota, Viridiplantae, Streptophyta, Magnoliopsida, Poales, Poaceae.